Lepus europaeus (European hare) is the source of this 468-nucleotide messenger RNA. It is a transcript of the gene PPP1R17, whose product is annotated as protein phosphatase 1 regulatory subunit 17. Gene Ontology annotation, biological process: regulation of phosphatase activity. The transcript has 4 exons. NCBI's taxonomy places the organism in Eukaryota, Metazoa, Chordata, Mammalia, Lagomorpha, Leporidae. The coding region runs from base 1 to 468 and encodes 155 amino acids. The record is from RefSeq and is a predicted model, not a curated record. Gene Ontology annotation, molecular function: protein phosphatase inhibitor activity.
AUGAUGUCCAUGGAGCAGAUGCAGCCUCUGGAGUUCUCAGAAGACAGGCUGGACACGCUGGACCCUUGCAGCAACCACUUAGAUGACCUUUCCGACCAGUUCAUCAAGGACUGUGAUCUCAAGAAGAAGCCAAGAAAGGGGAAGAAUGGACAGACAACCCUAAAUGUUGAGUCAGAUCAAAAAAAACCACGGAGGAAAGAUACACCGGCACUGCACAUCCCGCCCUUUAUACCAGGUGUGAUUUCUGAAAACUCAAUCCAAAGAUACGAUCUUCAAGAGAGACAUCCAAAGGGUAAAGUGGACCCAGAUCUUCAUAAUACUGACCUAGAACAGCAAAAACCAAGGAGAAAAGACACACCUGCCCUGCACACGUCUCCCUUUGAGUCAGGUGUGAGGCCGCUCAGGGACGAGAGACCCAAAGUGAUCGUGGAAGAUGACGAAAAGGAAGGUGACAAGAUAGCUAUUUAA